Molecule: messenger RNA, 2577 nt
Organism: Scomber scombrus (Atlantic mackerel)
Lineage: Eukaryota; Metazoa; Chordata; Actinopteri; Scombriformes; Scombridae
Product: thromboxane A2 receptor-like
Exons: 4
Coding region: 272-1369 (365 amino acids)
Biological process (GO): positive regulation of cytosolic calcium ion concentration; positive regulation of blood pressure; adenylate cyclase-activating G protein-coupled receptor signaling pathway
Cellular component (GO): plasma membrane
Molecular function (GO): thromboxane A2 receptor activity
Source: RefSeq, a predicted model, not a curated record
GAACACAGCUGAGAAAAGGAGUGGAUAUUUCGAUGGUUAGUGCAAGACUUUUUUCUCAUUAGUGUGACAAAAUUUCCUUACGUCUUCCUGUGAUUAUUGUGUUAUUUGAAUGGAGCAGUACAAACUUUCCAGUUGAAAGUGAACUUGGUCCUUGAAAGCUCUGUAAUGGUUAAGGAUUGAGGUUGAAGACAGACAUGAAAUUCCUCACACUGGUAAUGUCUUUCAAUUUUUGAGUGAGCUAAAAUCAACAACCCCACACCAGCUGGCCACCAUGAAUGCUUCUUUCCCCACACCCACCAACAGCACCCCACUCUGCUACUCCAUCAACAGCCCUCCAUUCAAUUACACACCUUUCAUUGGCUCAGCCUACUACUCAUCCAUUUUCAGCUUUUUGGGUCUCACCUCCAACCUCAUCGCCUUCAUAGUUCUUGUCAAGUCUGUUUGGCAGGCAAGUACAGGUUCACGAUCCUUCUUCCUUAUCUUCCUUGGUGGCCUGGUGAUCACUGACUUCAUGGGUCUUCUGGUCACCGGCUGCAUUGUGGUCUCCUUCCAUGUCAUGCAUUUUAAUUGGCGCCAGUUAGACCCAAACUGCCAUUUCUGCAACUUCAUGGGCAUGUCCAUGGUGUUCUACGGACUGUGCCCACUGCUUCUGGGUGCUACCAUGGCUGUGGAGCGCUUCAUUGGCAUCAACUUUCCAUUUGUAGGCUCUUACAGCAAAACUAAGGGCCGGAUAGUCUCCAUGGUGCUGAUGGUGUGGUUGUUUGCUGGAUGCAUUGCUUUGCUGCCCCUAAUGGGUGUUGGGAGCUACCACAUGCAGAUGCCCGGCUCCUGGUGUUUUUUCAACAUCAGCUAUGAGGGAAAUGACAAGUUCUUCUCCCUGAUCUUCUCACUGGUUGGGUUGACGAGCAUUGCUGUGUCAUUUUUAUUGAACACGGUGAGCGUGGUGACCCUGAUCAAGGUGUGCUGUGGACCAGCCAGGACCCAGCGUCACCGAGAUCAUGAAGUGGAGAUGAUGGUGCAACUUAUCCUGAUCAUGGUCAUUGCUUCUAUCUGCUGGUGCCCCCUCUUGAUAUAUAUUCUGACGGGCACUGUGACUACCGAUACCGACAAAGAUGUCACUAUUUUGUUCUACAUACGAAUGGCCACCUGCAAUCAGAUUUUUGACCCCUGGAUAUACAUCAUGUGUCAAGGGUCUGGACUAAGGCGAGUAAAAAGUCUUCAUUGCAAAAACUGUGCUGUCCAGAGAUCGUGUCCAGAUCAGACUCCUGCUGCUAUGGAUGCGCUUCGCAACCUGGAACCAGAUCCUGGACCCCUGGGUAUACAUCCUGUGUCGCAGGGCAGUUCUCCAGAGAAUCUACCCCCGCCUUAACUGGUCCAGGGGCUCCAUCAUGACCUUGUACCCAUCUUUCAGCGACACCGUUUGAAGGUUCACACGCUCUUCAAUUGGGAGCACCCUGGGCUCAGAUGAAACUGCAGAGACUGAGAAAAACAUAUUUAACAUCCCCAUCUACCUUGAACCCACCUCCUUCUUCUCCAUAAUUGGUUAGAUUUGAGAUUUGAGUUGAGACUGAGUGAUGCCAUUGAGGUUUUCUGUAUGUGUUCCACUCUCUGACUUUUCCUGAUGACUGUGACUGGGAUAAGCAGCAAGAUUGCACCUAAAAUCUGAAAGAAUAAAACACUGUUAUGCUAUUGAAUACAACUGAAAUGUUUUUUCAGUAUUAACGACAACACUUUGUCAAGCACUGUCUGAUUGGACACUUACCAGAAACAAACAUAUAGUCUCUUAAUAAAAACACUUCGGAUUAGGGCUCAAAAACAUGCGAAUGUGUUUGAGAAGUUUAUUAUUCAAGUAAAGAAUGAGAACCAUAGUCUAAAUCCUAUUAUUACCAUUUGUUUAAGUAGCUGAUGGAAGAACAAAGUGGGCUCAACGGGACAAGAGGCUUUAAAGAGAUAGGAACUAUAACGGCCUGCAUAGGUUUAACUCAGGGGCUGUGUAAAGGGCCAUUACAAGAUAAAUAAGAGGUUUAAAAAAGAACUUUAAAUAAUGCAAAGAUACCCCAGUAGAGCUCUGGAAUAAAAAUAUAGACCUGGAAAUGUUAUGUCCUCUUUAAAGUUAUCUACAUAAAUGUACUUUUAGCAUGUAUUACUUUAUCAAGUGUUUUUAUGAUAUUGCAGUUUAAAACAUGGAUAGGGGCAUUCUGUGGUAAUUCAUGAGAUUUAUUAAGCACAUACGCACUUUUCUCAGAUGUUCUUAAUCAUAACAUUAGACAUGUAGUAUUACCAUAUUUAAUAGUUUUCAGUCUCAACAUUUACUGUUAAGGUUUUGUUACCUUCUUGAAAGUAUUUAAGAGAAACUUUGUGGAUCCCAAGAGCAUCACUUAAAUGUUGUUUGAAUUUUCCUGAAAUCUCCUGUACAAUUUUCAAGUUGAGGGCUUGUUCUAUAUGUUAAUCAUUUUUGAUGAUGAAUGCAGAACCUUGCUGCAUGACAUUUCCUGCUCGUGUUACUAUGUUUCCUGUCUCUGCACUGUUUGUCUGUCAAAAAAUAAAAAGUAGAUUAAAUAAUCUUUAAAAAGAAAA